Messenger RNA from Aspergillus bombycis, 1266 nucleotides. Its product is annotated as NADH:flavin oxidoreductase/NADH oxidase. The transcript is spliced from 2 exons. Bases 1 to 1266 code for a protein of 421 amino acids. NCBI's taxonomy places the organism in Eukaryota, Fungi, Ascomycota, Eurotiomycetes, Eurotiales, Aspergillaceae. Gene Ontology annotation, cellular component: intracellular anatomical structure. Gene Ontology annotation, molecular function: NADP binding; NADPH dehydrogenase activity; FMN binding. The record is from RefSeq and is a predicted model, not a curated record.
AUGGCUUCGCGAGAACUUCCUGAUAUUGUAAACAAAGCUGCGCCUGGCAUAUCCUACUUCACACCCGCCCAAGAACCUCCCGCGGGAACAGCAGCCGACCCGCAGUCAGAUGGAACGGCCCCUCCGAAGCUGUUUCAAUCCCUUUCUGUGCGGGGUCUGACCUUUCAUAAUCGCAUCGGACUUUCGCCGUUGUGUCAGUACUCUGGUGACGAUGGCCAUAUGACAGACUGGCAUAUGGCCCAUCUCGGGGGAAUUGCCCAGCGUGGACCGGGGUUCCUCAUGGUUGAGGCAACUGCGGUUGAGCCCGAAGGUCGUAUCACCCCCGAAGAUCUGGGUUUAUGGAAAGAUUCGCAGAUCGAACCUUUGAGUCGCAUCAUUGAGUUCGUUCACAGCCAAAACCAGCUGAUCGGGGUCCAAAUCGCCCACGCCGGCCGCAAGGCCAGCACAGUUGCCCCAUGGUUAUCCAUGAAUGACACUGCCUCUAAAAAAGUAGGCGGCUGGCCAGAUAAUGUUAAAGGCCCUUCUGAUGUUCCUUUCAAUGAUCGAAACCCUAUACCCAAGGAGAUGACAAAGCAGGAUAUUGAAGACUUGAAGGUCGCAUGGGUGAGCGCAGUCAAACGAGCUGUUAAGGCGGGCGCAGACUUUGUCGAAAUCCAUAACGCCCAUGGGUAUCUGCUCAUGUCAUUCCUUUCCCCUGCCGUGAAUAAGAGAACGGAUGAGUAUGGUGGAAGUUUUGAAAAUCGCAUUCGCCUCAGUAUGGAGAUUGCUAAGCUGACCAGAGAGGCGGUUCCCGAGGAUAAGCCUGUGUUUCUCCGCGUAUCCGCAACCGACUGGUUAGAAGAAUUGAGGCCGCCAGUGCCCAGCUGGAAAGUAGAGGACACCGCCAAGUUUGCUCAAGCACUCGCCGAGAGUGGUUAUAUUGAUUUGAUUGACAUCAGCAGCGGUGGCACUCAUCAGGCGCAACAUAUACAUGCGAAACCAGGCUUCCAAGCCCCUUUCGCCAUCGCUGUCAAACGGGCAGUUGGGGAUAAGUUGAAGGUAGGGUCAGUGGGUAUGAUUGACUCGGCCCAGCUGGCCAACUCCUUGUUGGAGAAGGAGGGUCUGGAUUUUGUCAUGGUUGGACGUGGUUUCCAAAAGAAUCCAGGAUUAGUUUGGACUUGGGCUGAUGAUCUGAAUGUGGAGAUCUCAAUGGCUAACCAGAUUCGUUGGGGAUUCUCUCGCCGCGGCGCUGGACCAUUCCUGAGGAAGAGACAGGAAAAGAUCUAG